AAGAGAACUCUUCGCUGUUUUCGUUUUUUCGUGUAAACAAUCUUUGAGAGAAAAGAUGUCUGGACGUGGAAAAGGUGGCAAAAUCAAGGGAAAGGCGAAGUCUCGUUCGAAUAGAGCAGGAUUGCAGUUCCCCGUUGGUCGUAUUCAUAGACUGCUUCGCAAAGGAAAUUACGCAGAACGCGUUGGUGCUGGUGCACCUGUUUACUUGGCGGCCGUCAUGGAAUAUUUGGCUGCUGAAGUUUUGGAAUUGGCUGGUAACGCAGCCAGAGACAACAAGAAGACAAGGAUUAUUCCAAGACACUUACAACUUGCCAUCAGGAAUGACGAAGAAUUGAACAAACUCUUGUCUGGAGUCACUAUCGCCCAAGGUGGUGUUUUGCCAAAUAUCCAAGCGGUACUGUUACCUAAGAAAACUGAGAAAAAGGCAUAAGCUGCUUUUUCCCACUACUUAAAACUUACAAAUCGGUCCUUUUCAGGACCAACAAUCGUUCUUACAAGGAACAGUCUCGAACUAAACUAUUCAGAUUAAUCAUUUUAAAAUCGUAGAUUCUGUUCGAGUAAACUAUCAUCAUAUCGCUCAAUUUACGUAAUAUUUGAACAAUAUGGUUGAUAUGCUGACAUGGAGUGCAAUAGAGUAUAGAAGAGGUUAGGUAUAUAAUAUCGAAUACUAUAAAGAAUUAUUAGUUUCAAUAAUCUGAAAUUAAUUUAAGAACAUUUCAUGAUUUUGCGACAUAUACGCGUCCUGAACACAUACAUUACCUCUCCCAUCCUACCGUUUCUUUACGAAUGUCUACAAUAGCAUGACAAAUCGAUAGUACUCCGAUAAAAUAGCGUCUACUCAAAGGAUAAGCAAAACCGCGGAUUAAAGCUUCGAUUCAAUCUUACUAUACGGCGCUAGUGUAUCGUGAGAGCUUACGGCGAGCUAAACAGAUCUUAAGAAAAUAAUCUCUGAAAGACCUCCUUUGUGUAAGAUCAUUGAACUUUAUUCGGCGAAUAAUACGCAGUUAAAGUAUACAUGUUCACUUAUCGAAUAAAAUGUAAUACUAACAAAAUUUCGAAUAUCACAUUCUAUGUGCAUUAUUUUUCGUGCGAUCUACUGCAAAGCCUGAAUUGUGGUUAGUUACGAUUCUUCGAUCUAAACGAUUUGACUAAUAAGAAGAAGAAAGGAAACUUGAAAAUAUAGUAGAAAUCAAGUAAAUAACAAAGUU
Messenger RNA from Bombus impatiens (common eastern bumble bee), 1208 nucleotides. Its product is annotated as histone H2A. The transcript has a single exon. The record is from RefSeq and is a predicted model, not a curated record. Lineage: Eukaryota; Metazoa; Arthropoda; Insecta; Hymenoptera; Apidae. Bases 56 to 430 code for a protein of 124 amino acids. Gene Ontology annotation, molecular function: structural constituent of chromatin; protein heterodimerization activity; DNA binding. Gene Ontology annotation, cellular component: nucleosome.